Messenger RNA from Mus caroli (Ryukyu mouse), 3632 nucleotides. Lineage: Eukaryota; Metazoa; Chordata; Mammalia; Rodentia; Muridae. The record is from RefSeq and is a predicted model, not a curated record.
GAGUUGCGCGUGCGCAGAACGAACAGAGGUUUUAAUUGGCCAGAGCGGGUAGUGCGCGGGACCUGUGUGGCUCGGCAGGAACAUAGUGGGGGUGAACUAGGUCCCCGUUCAUCCCAGGGGUUCCUCUUGGCCCCAGGAAGCCCUGGCUGGGUCCCCGUGACCACAGGCCCGAGGCUGGAGACGGCUGCUCCUUGCGUUCGGCUUCCAUCCCGAUGGAAGAGCUUUCCGGGAAGCCCCUCAGCUAUGCGGAGAAGGAAAAGUUGAAGGAAAAGCUAGCAUUUUUGAAAAAGGAAUACAGCAGGACACUUGCUCGACUUCAGCGUGCCAAAAGAGCUGAGAAGGCUAAGAACUCUAAGAAAGCAAUAGAAGAUUGUGUGCCCCAGCAGGAAGCCUCCUCACAGCUAAGCCACUCUGAAUCUAUAAAUAACGGCUUUCCUUGUGACACAUUGCAAAGCAACCAUCUGGAUGAGGAGACUGGAGAAAACAUCUCUCAGAUACUUGAUGCUGAACCUCAGUCCUCUAACUGUAAACAAGGCCAAGACGUAUCACAUACACCAAGAGCAGGUGACAUUCAAGGACAAGUUUUGCAUAGCACCAGCAGCCCUGAUGGCAAGAAAGAGCAGAAUACGCUUCCGGGGACAAUGAAGGCGCCAUGGGAGAAGUCAUCUGUUUCACAGGAGAAGGAAGGUUAUUUUGACACUAAUUCUCUUGCGCUCCUCGGUAAGCAUCGAAAAGGGCAGGAAGCAGUCAGUAGUAAGAAUUCUAGGACUCCAGUAAGUGAAAACACUCGCCUUUUAAGUCUGAAGUCUCAAAUUCCUGACUCUCCAGCACUUGUUACAGGAAUUGGAGAGGGUAUAUUAAUUCCGCCAUCUGGCAAAUCAGAAAGGGGAAUUGAUAGACUUGUGAGAGGAAAUACUGUCUCUACGGAGGCUACAGUUCCUCAAUGUACUGCGUCAAACAUCAAUCACGGUCGGCACCUUGAACAUACACCUCCUAAAAGUGGCUGCAAAAUUACGACUCAGGGCCCGGCUUCAUCCACAAAGCUGGUGGCACAAGACCACAAAAUGACUAUAUUUACAGUAAACUCAGUAGUAGAUAAAGCUGUGCGUGCCCAUGGUCAGCUGCCAGGAAGUCCUAAUUCUUGUUCUGUAAAUGAUCUCACGCAUAGUAACUUGCCAGCAAAUACUACCCCAAACUCUAAGUCUUUAAAGUCUCCCAGUAACACUGUUGAUGGGAGAAAUGAGGCCCUUCAGGAAGAUGAAAUUCUUGGUCCAUCUAAGAACCUCAGCCCGGCAGCAGUCUCUCCUCCUUCCACAGAAAGUCAAAUACAUUCCUGUACUAUGCUUGAAGGCCUUCUGUUUCCUGCAGAAUACUAUGUUAGAACAACCCGUCGUAUGUCAGAUUGUCAGAAGAAAAUAGCUCUGGAAGCUGUAAUUCAAAGUCAUUUGGGUGUCAAAAAGAAAGAGCUUAAAAAGAAAACCAAAGCAACUAAGGCGGUCGUCCUCUCCAGUGACGACACUGACCAGAGUGAAAGUGGCAUGCUGGACACGAGCACGGGACAGUCCAGUUCAGGCAGCCUCUCUCAGAAACUGCUCUCACCAGCUGAGGUCAGCUCUCCUCCAGGACCUGCUGGGAAGGCCACCACACCGCCACCUGGUAGAGGACACAGAGGGAAACGAAAAUCAGUCCGCACCUCCACACUGGGUCACUGUCAGCUGCUUUUUCCUCCGUGUGCUGCACUGACUGUUAACAGGUCCAAUGGCAAAUUCACCAAGCAUAAAUGUCAGAACAGAGGCGUGAUUAUUCAUGACUUUGAGUUACCUGAUGAAGACUUUGGGCUUCUUAAACUUGAAAAAUUGAAGUCCUACUCAGAAAAACUGAUUGAGUCUCCUGACUCAACAAACUGUGGUGAGAGACUUCCUGGACAAGGAAACCAUGCUGCUCUGGAGGAACUGCAAAGAGAUUCGGAGGCGGAAGAGGAGCUCACUGUUCCACCAGGAGAAACGUACCAUCCAGGGCCAACCCUGAGAAGGCAGCCAGGGAGCAAGGGCCUUUCCUCAUCCAUAGUGCUUUUCACUCCUGCAGACACUGCUGCGCCUAAUGACAGUGGCAGGCCUCCUCCCUCCCUGUGCUCACCUGCUUUCCCCAUCUUAGGCAUGACUCCAGCUCUCGGCUCCCAAGCAGCCGGUGAGACUCUAUCUACUGAAGCUGCACAGCCUUGCUCUACAUCCCAACCUCCUCUCUUGGGAAACACAAACAGUCUUGUCAAUAACAGUAAACAGUGCAACAGUUCAGUCUGCUCACCAAAACUGGACACCAACCUGCAAGCGUCAGGUAGGCAAGGACAACCUGCCUGUGACAGUGACUCUGGCCCCCAAGCAACACCUCUACCUAUUGAGUCAUUCACUUUCAGAGAAAAUCAGCUUUGUGGAAAUGCAUGCCUCGAGUUACAUGAACAUUCCACUGAACAGACUGAACCUGCAGAUCUCCCUGCUUGUGACAGGUUAAACCCAGGCAACCUACAGUUGGUUUCAGAGUUAAAGAAUCCUUCCAGUUCCUGUUCUGUGGAUGUGAGCGCCAUGUGGUGGGAAAGAGCUGGUGCUAAGGAGCCAUGUAUUGUAACUGCUUGUGAAGAUGUAGUUUCUCUUUGGAAACCCUUGAAUUCUCUGCAGUGGGAGAAAGUUCAUACCUGGCACUUCACAGAGUGCCUGAUUGCCCGCUGCUUACUCCUGGCUCCUCGGAUUUGUGUUUGGUGUAGGGCGUUGCUGUGCUCUUCUGGUGAUGACAGUGAAAAGCAGGUCCUCCUGAAAUCUGGAGAUAUAAAAGCUAUGCUUGGCCUGACAAAGCGGAGGCUAGUUAGUAGCACUGGGACCCUAUGCAAUCAACAAAUACAAAUCAUGACAUUUGCUGACGACGGAAGCAGCAAAGAUGAACAGCUUUUGAUGCCUCCUGAUGAGACUGUACUGACUUUUGCUGAAGUCCGAGGGACGCAGGAAGCUCUGCUUGGUACUACCACUGUGAACAGCAUUGUGAUCUGGAAUUUAAAAACCGGCCAGCUCCUGAAGAAGAUGCACAUUGAUGACUCCUACCAGGCUUCGGUCUGUCACGGAGCCUGUUCUGAGAAGGGGCUCCUAUUUGUUGUUGUGAGUCAACCUUGUGCCAAAGAGAGCCAGGCCCUUGGAAGCCCCGUGUUCCACCUGCUGGUGAUUAACCCUAAGACGGCCCGGAGUGCGGGUGUUCUGCUGUGCUCCCUUCCUCAGGGGCAGGCUGGAAGGUUCUUGGAAGGGGAUGUGAAAGAUCAUGUCGCAGCAGCAGUCCUGACUUCUGGGACAAUUGCCAUUUGGGAUUUGCUUCUGGGUCACUGCACGGCUAUCCUCCCACCUGUCUCUGAGCAGAGUUGGUCUUUGGUUAAAUGGUCAAGUACAGAUUCUCACUUGCUAGCUGGACAAAAGGAUGGAAAUAUAUUUAUAUACCGCUACUUUUAAGAGGCACAUAGUUUGGGUUUUUUUUUUUUUUUUUUAAGAAUACAAUAUCUGAAUGACAUUUAAUGUGAUUACUUGAAUGUAUUUCCCACACACUUAAUUUUCUUCUGAUAGUGACUACUGACUGAACAUUUGUUUAUAGUUAUUUUC